AUGGAAGGGCCGCUGGAGGUUGGGGAUGAGUCCCCGGACUCCCAGGGUCACGCCACUGACUGGAGGUUUGCAGUGUGCAGCUUGCGGGAUGUCUGGGAUGAAGGGGAACCUGUUCCCCCCAUGCAGGUUAAGGACCCCGAUCCUCUGAGACCAACAGCAGGGACAGCUGAGGGAGAAGGGCUACAGGGCAGCCCCCUGCCUGGGGAGCCUCAGUCACCCCCAGGACAGAUGGCUGUAGAUGGGUCGGGGGAUGGCCAGGGUUCCACAUUAGGGGGUUCCUCACUCCAGUUAGAGGGACCAAAGCCCUCUGGAGUGGAGAGCCUCCUGUGCCCAAUGUCCUCCCACCUCAGCCUCGCACAGGGUGAGAGUGCUAGCCAAGGGGGAGGCUUGGCAAGGGACCAAGUUCCAAGCAGAUUAAUGCCAGCCUGCCUGGGUCCUGAGGGCUUAGACAGUGAUCCUGUGGACCCUGGAGGCCCAUUAUCUCAGAUGUCAUCAGAGCUACUGGAGGCAGACCUCAGUGGAUCUAGCCUCCCUAAGCCUGCUGAUUAUCUCCUGGCUCAAGACCUGGCCUGGGAGCUGCUGGCCAGUGGCAUGGCUACUCUGCCAGGGACUCGGGAUGUAGAAGGCCGGGCAGUGCUGCUUCUCUGUGCCCAUAGCCCUGCCUGGCUUCACCCCAAGUGCAGUAACCAUGAACUCAUCCGUCUCCUGCUCUACCUGCGCAGCAUCCCCAGGCCCGAAGUACAGGCCCUGGGUCUGACCGUGCUGGUGGACGCCCAAGUUUGUUCCCCAAGCUCUUCUCUCUUCUGGGGGCUCAGCCAGCUGCAGGAGGCAGCCCCAGGGUCAGUGUACCAGGUGCUGCUACUGGGAAAGAUGCCAGAGGAUGUGCCUUCCAGGCUGCAGCUGCAGCAGCUGCCCUCUUAUCAGAGCCUCCUGAACCACGUCUCCACCUCUGGGUUGCCAGCUUCAAUGGGAGGAGGCCUGCCUUACUGCCACCAGGCCUGGCUGGACUUCCGGAUGCGUCUGGAAGCCCUACUGCGGAGCUGCCAGGUGGUUUGUGCCCUGCUCCAGGGGGCCAUCGAGAGCAUGAAGGCUGUGCCCCGGCCCAUGGAGCCUGGGGAAGUUGGUCGGCUGUUACGGCAGGCACGGGUCCUGAUGCAGCACGUGCUAGACUCACCACGGCUAGCGUGGCUACAAGGCCAGGGGAGUUUGGAGCUGGCAUGGCUGAAGCAAGAAGUCCCAGAGGUGACCCUGAGCCCAGACUACAGGCCAGCAGUGGAUGAGGUUGAUGAACUCUAUGGCCGCGUAGAUGGACUGCUGCACCAACUGACCCUCCAGAGUAACCGGCGAGUACAGGCACUAGAGUUGGUCCAGACUCUGGAGGCUCAGCAGGGUGGACUGCACCAGAUUGAAGUGUGGCUGCAGCAGGUGGGCUGGCCAGCACUUGAGGAGCUAAGGGAGCCCUCCCUGGACAUGCUGCUCCAGGCCCAAGGUCCUUUUCAGGACUUGGACCAGGUUGCCCAGGAGCAGGUCAGGCGAGGGGAGAAGUUUCUACAGCCACUGGCUGGCUGGGAGGCUGCUGAGCUGGGCCCUGUUGGGGCCCGCUUUCUCGCCCUGCAAGCCCAGCUGACUGACUUCUCCAGAGCUUUGGCCCGGCAGCGGCAGCGGCUGGCAGAUGCUGAGAAGCUCUCCCAUUUUUUCAAGCAGGCCUCGACCUGGGCUGAGGCAGGGCAGCAGGUGUUGGCAGAGCUGGAGCAGGAGCACCCUGGGGUCGUGCUGCAACGGCUGCAGUUGCAUUGGACCAAGCACCCUGACUUGCCUCCUGCCCACUUCCGAAAAAUGUGGGCUCUGGCCACAGGGUUGGGCUCUGAGAGCAUCCGCCAGGAGUGCCGCUGGGCCUGGGCUCGAUGCCAGGACACCUGGCUGGCCCUGGACCAGAAGCUAGAGGCUGCACUGAAGCCACCACUGACCACGACCACGACCAUGACCACGACGGGCAGCACAGCCAGCCUGUGUGUCAGACGCAUCCCACCUGCAUCUGCUACCCCUCCCUUGAGGAAGGCACAUAGCCUUGAUCAGAAUUUGGGGCAGAGUCUCAGAGAGCCUGCCCACCACUGCCACCAUGUGGCCACUGCGGCUACCUGCCACAGACUGGAGGCUGGAGGGGGUGCCCGGCCAGGGUCAUCCCCUCCCAUGCCUCUGCCAAGCAGCUCUGACCCCAGGAGCCCCAGCAGGCUCCAGCUGGUGCUGGCGGAGAUGGUGUCUACAGAGCGGGAGUAUGUCCGUGCUCUUGACUACACCAUGGAGAACUACUUCCCAGAGCUGGAGCGCCCCGAUGUGCCCCAGGGCCUCCGUGGCCAGCGCGCCCACCUCUUUGGCAACCUGGAGAAGCUGCGGGACUUCCACUGUCAUUUCUUCCUGCGUGAGCUGGAGGCCUGUACCCAGCACCCAUCCCGAGUAGCCUAUGCCUUCCUGCGUCAUAGGGUGCAGUUUGGGAUGUACGCGCUCUACAGCAAGAAUAAACCUCGCUCCGAUGCCCUGAUGACCAGCUUUGGUCAUACCUUCUUCAAGGACAAGCAGCAAAUGCUGGGGGACCACCUGGACCUGGCCUCCUACCUGCUGAAGCCCAUUCAGCGCAUGAGCAAGUAUGCGCUGCUGCUACAGGAACUGGCACGGGCCUGCGGGGGCGCCGUGCAGGAGCUGAGUGCCCUACAGGCCGCCCAGAGCCUCGUGCGCUUCCAGCUGCGACAUGGCAAUGACCUGCUGGCCAUGGAUGCCAUUCAGGGCUGUGAUGUUAACCUCAAGGAACAGGGGCAGCUGGUGAGACAGGAUGAGUUCAUGGUGCGCACUGGGCGCCGUAAGUCCUUGCGCCGCAUUUUUCUCUUUGAGGAGCUGUUGCUCUUCAGCAAGCCUCGCCGAGGACCCACAGGCACAGACACAUUUGCCUAUAAGCGUUCCUUCAAGAUGGCAGACCUGGGCCUCACGGAGUGCUGUGGGGAGAGCAACCUACGGUUUGAGAUCUGGUUCCGCCGUCGCAAGGCCAGGGACACCUUUGUGCUGCAGGCUGCCAGCUUGGCCACCAAGCAGGCUUGGACAGCUGACAUUUCUCGUCUGCUCUGGAGGCAGGCCAUCCACAACAAGGAAGUACGCAUGGCUGAGAUGGUGUCCAUGGGUGUGGGGAGCAAGGCCUUCCGGGACAUCGCCCCCAGCAAGGAAGCUAUCAGCGACCGCACCGUCAACUACGUCCUGAAGUGCAGAGAAGUUCGCUCUCGGGCCUCUAUUGCUGUGGCCCCGUUUGACUGUGACAGCCCCUACCUGGGGGCCUUGAGUUCCCUUCCUGGAGACCCUGCCUCUUGCUCUGUACUGGGGUCCCUCAAUUUGCACCUGUACAGAGACCCGGCUCUUCUGGGACUCCAGUGGCCCCUGUAUUCUGCCAGCUUCCCAGAGGAAGCAGCACUGGAGGCCGAAGUGGAGCUCGCCAGUCAGCUGUCUUUGACUCCUGAGGACUCAGAGGUCUCAUCCCAGUGCCCAUCAGCCAGUGGAUCCAGUGGGUCUGAUAGCAGCUGUGUGUCAGGGCAGGUCCUGGGCAGGGGACUUGAGGACUUGUCCUGUGUCUGAGCCCGGGCUGGAAGUCAGGCAGUGGAUCCAGGAGCUUUUGCCCAAG
Enhydra lutris kenyoni (northern sea otter) is the source of this 3661-nucleotide messenger RNA. Its product is annotated as pleckstrin homology and RhoGEF domain containing G4. NCBI's taxonomy places the organism in Eukaryota, Metazoa, Chordata, Mammalia, Carnivora, Mustelidae. The record is from RefSeq and is a predicted model, not a curated record. Gene Ontology annotation, molecular function: guanyl-nucleotide exchange factor activity. The transcript is spliced from 21 exons. Bases 1 to 3615 code for a protein of 1204 amino acids.